CAAAAUUCCGUACGUCAACGCAGAUAAUUGAGCAAAGCUCCCUUUGAAGCCUCCUCCAUGGCGUUACUAAGAAUCAGAAAAGCCCCUCUAAGUCUUUGCAAAUUAAUCCUAACUGUGAGACCAAUUGCUCUGUCCAUUCCUUGCUCUGAAAUUCACCUUUUCCCGUCAUAUUUGCAGAGACUCAUUUCCAGUGGGGCUCAAGGCGGCAUUUUUCUUACCCCAGAUCAGAUUAGCGUCUCCAACGACCUCAUCUCCAUCAUCGCCAAGCAACCGUUUUCCCCAGACAAUCGAGAAUUGAAAAGGCUUGGGCCAAAGCUGACGAAUAAGAUCGUUGAAAGUGUCUUGAAUGGUCUGAACAGUUGGAAAGACGCUCAUUUGUUUUUUACUUGGGCUGCAGAGCAACAUGGAUACAAACACAAUGUAUAUACAUAUAAUGCCAUGGCGUCUAUUCUAUCAGGUGCUCGACAAAAUGCCCCACUGAAAGUUUUGGUCAGGGAUAUUAUAAAUUCUCGUUGUUCCAUGUCUCCUGGCUCUCUGGGGUUUCUUCUUAGGUGUUUGGGCACUCUAGGAUUGGGUGAUGAAGCAAAUGAAAUUUUCGAUCAAGUGAAAAAGAUGGGUCUUUGUGUACCAAAUAGCUACAGCUAUAAUUGUUUGUUAGAAGCUGUUGCAAAGUCUGGGUUGGUUGAUAUGGUGGAGAUGAGAUUGAACGAGAUGCAUGAUUUUGGAUGGCAAUUUGAUAGGUACACAUUGACGCCAGUUUUGGUUGCUUACUGCAAUGCUGGGAAGUUUAAAAAAGCUUUGAGUGUCUUCAAUGAGGUUCUCAAUAGGGGUUGGGUAGAUGAACACGUGUUCUCUAUCUUGGUGGUGUCUUGUUGCAAAUGGGGUGAGGUGGAUAUGGCCAUUGGGUUGAUAGAUAGAAUGGAAAGGCACAAUCUGAAAUUGAAUGAGAAGACGUUUUCUGUUUUGAUUCAUGGGUUUGUGAAGGAAUCUAGAGUUGACAAAGCCCUCUAUUUAUUUGACAAAAUGCUACAAUCUGGUAUUCACCCUGCUGUUUCACAUUUUGAUGUGAUGAUAGGUGAACUCUGUAAGAGUAAUGAGCUUGAGAAAGCAAUUUCUUUGCUUUCAAAAAUGAAGGAGUUGGGAAUUUGCCCUGAUGUUGCAAUACUUAUGAAGUUGACAUCCUAUUUGCCAGAAGGAGAAUUUAGGCGAUUGUUUGAUGAAUGCCUGGGAGAUAAGAAGUUGGAAGCUAAGAUCUUUCUUUACAAUUCUCUUUUGAAAGGCCUUGUUAGCAAUGGCUCCAUAGAUAAAGCUUACCAACUUUUUCAACAUAUGAUGGGGAAUGAUUGGAAUGGUGUUAAUAUGUUGGGUGGCUUAGCAGCUGAAAAAGAUAGGAUUGCCCCUAAUACAGCCUCUUUUAGUAUCAUUAUCAAUGGCUUGCUGAAGGCUAAUAAACUAGAUUUGGCCCUAAACCUCUUCCGAGAUAUGGCUCUAGUUGGUUGUAAGCCACCUUUAUUACUUUACAAUAAUCUGAUUGAUGAGCUUUGCAAGUUAAAUAGAUUGGAGGAAAGUUCUGAACUUUUGAGAGAAAUGAAGGAGGUGGGACUUGAGCCAACCCAGUUUACCCACAAUUGUAUAUUUGGGUGUCUUUGUAGCAGAGCAGAUGUUCAAGGAGCACUUGAUCUGGUCAGGAAAAUGCGGUUUCACGGCCAUGAACCUUGGACAAAACAUUCUACCUUGCUUGUCAAAGAGUUGUGUAAACAUGGGAAAGCCUUGGAUGCUUGCAAAUUUCUUGCCGACAUUGUUAAAGAAGGUUUUCCUCCUGAUAUAAUUUCCUAUUCUGCUGCAAUUGGUGGUUUGGUUAAGAUGGGAGAAUUAGAUCAAGCUGUGGAGCUAUUCCAGGACAUCUGUACUCGUGGAUAUUGUCCUGAUGUGAUUGCUUAUAACAUACUGAUAAAGGCCUUAUGUAAGGCUCAUCGAGUUGUAGAAGCUGAGGAUCUUUUGAAUGAGAUGAUGUUGAAGGGUCUACUUCCUUCUGUUGUUACAUAUAAUUCAUUGAUUGAUGGGUGGUGUAAAAAUGGUAAGAUUGACAAAGCCUUGCUUUGCCUUUCCAGAAUGUUUGGAGAAGAUAGGAACCCAAAUGUGAUCACCUAUUCGACCUUAAUCGAUGGAUUAUGCACUGUUGGACGACCUGGCGAUGCUCUAAACCUAUGGAAUGAAAUGAAGAGAAUUGGAUGUGCACCAAACAGAAUUGCUUUUAUGGCUCUCAUUAAUGGUCUUUGCAAGUGUGGGAGGUCCUCUGAAGCACUUCUUCAUUUCCAUGAGAUGAAGGAAAAGGGAAUGGAACCUGAUAGUUAUGUAUAUGUGGCAUUAAUAAGUGCUUUUCUAUCUGACAAUAAUUUACCAUUGACUUUUAACAUAUUAAAAGAGAUGGUCGAGGUGGGAAAAUUUCCAGAUCAACCAGAUAAGAUUCUGGUUAUAAAAACUGCAAUUGGUAAACUCUCAGAAGAUGAGAGGACUUCCCAUGGUGUGAAGAAUCUCAUAGGAGAAGGUGGCAUUCAACUAUUGGUGUCGCAAAUGAACCUGAAAGAGGAGAUAAAACCUCUCUUAGACCUUGAGUCAUAGGAUUUGAGGUUAAAGCCUAAAGAAUUGUCUUUUCAAAGAAGCGGGGAUUAUCACUUCACCUAAUCUAUACUUGUCUGGUUCCACUUCAGCAGCACUGGACAAGGCACACAGUCAAUAUUAUAGAGUUGGAAAGCUUAAGUUGCAGAGCAACUCAUAUCUUCUAUUUUAUGGAGUUGAAUGAAGCUCUUCAAAUUAAUCAACGACUUAGGUGUAUUUACAUGGGAUUCUAAUAAUUUGGACCUAUUCAAAAGCUUCCAGCUAUAUAGCUCCAUUGCAAGACUGAUGCAUUAUCCGAAGAUGGUUCAAAAUAAAGCAUACGUGAAGGUUUGAUAUGUGUGGCAUACAUUAUCUUGGAGAUAACACACUUUUGUCCCCUUUAUGUUGGGGCCAAAUUAACAACAUUGAAUUUGAACCUGACGAACGUUGAUGGUGGAUAUGUUGAUAAUGGAAUGGUCACUUAUCAGUCUUCAGUUGUUCGAGUUGCCCAACCAGUUAAGAACGAAGGAGUCAUGUCAUGCAUUGUUAAAGGAGUACGAGGCAACUAAACUUUAUGUGCUGCUCAAUUGCAGAGAAUUUGGUUGAUGGGUAGGGUGAGUUACUAUUCCUUGAGCAUCUUGAUUUAAUAAGUAAUUGUAUAUCUUGUUCUGAGGUUUAGUUUCGAAAUGAGAAUUUG
Molecule: messenger RNA, 3295 nt
Organism: Rubroshorea leprosula
Lineage: Eukaryota; Viridiplantae; Streptophyta; Magnoliopsida; Malvales; Dipterocarpaceae
Source: the annotation of a GenBank genome assembly